This is a messenger RNA of Papaver somniferum (opium poppy), 948 nucleotides long. RefSeq lists its product as uncharacterized. The transcript has 3 exons. NCBI's taxonomy places the organism in Eukaryota, Viridiplantae, Streptophyta, Magnoliopsida, Ranunculales, Papaveraceae. Bases 1 to 948 code for a protein of 315 amino acids. The record is from RefSeq and is a predicted model, not a curated record.
AUGGAUCGAUUUGAAGAACAACAACGAAUAUUCGUUCAGGCGUUGAAUCAAAUUGAUGAUGAGUCAGAUGAAGAUAAAGAACUAACCAACAACUUGAUGCAGCUAUAUUCAUCGGGGCAAAUACCUAGAGAUCCAGAGCCAAGAGAAGUCUUCACAAGAAGAUAUACGUACCAGGGUCGGGAUGAAUGGCAUGAGAAGCUGAUGCAUGAUUAUUUUUUUCCUCACUGUGUGUUAUAUGAUGAAAAUUUCCAAGGCCGAUUCCGCAUGCCUAGACAUUUGGUGCUAAAGAUUAUUGGUGAGCUUUGUCAGGUAGAACCUCAAUUUAAUUAUCAGUAUGAUGCACUGUAUAUUAGGGGUCGUAGCCCUGAACAAAAGACCGGAUACCCUACCUAUUGGGCAGGUCAGUAUAAGGGUCACUACGCAAAACCAACAAUGAUCCUUGAGGCUGCUGCUUCUUAUGAUUGUUGGGACACACUUUUUUUGGUAAAUUUCAGUAUUAACGGGAAUCACUACACUCAUGGUUAUUAUCUUGCAGAUGGAAUUUAUCCAAAAUGGUCAACUUUAGUUCAAUGUUACCGUCAGCCACCUGCCGAUGAAAUGGGUCGUUCAUACUCGUAUUUCAAUAGUAAACAGAUGAAUCUGAGAAAGGAUGUAGAACGGGCUUUUGGAAUUCUGAAGCGGAAGUUCGCAAUCAUUUGUGGGUCUUAUCGUGUUUUAAGUGCUCGUGAAAUGCAUAAGACUAUGUUGACUUGCAUCAUUAUGCAUAACAUGGUUAUCCAGGAGACUCUUCGUAAUAAUAAUUGGACUAACCAUCAAGAUGAAGACUUAAGGCCUGAGAUUAUACCAGCUAGAGGAUUACCUGCAAAGAACUAUGCGCAAAUGACCAGUCAUAUUGAAAACAUAACUCUAUAUAACAGGUUGAAAACAGAACUCUGUAUAACAGGUUGA